This is a messenger RNA of Nezara viridula (southern green stink bug), 354 nucleotides long. Lineage: Eukaryota; Metazoa; Arthropoda; Insecta; Hemiptera; Pentatomidae. The record is from the annotation of a GenBank genome assembly.
AAACAAUGUACUCCAAGUUUUCUAUUUUGAAAACAUACAGCUAAUUAAUUAGCAUCAGAAUUGCCGUUAAGAUGACUGAUUCGAAAUUAAUUGAUUUCGAUUGGAAGUUUGAGUUUGUUGUUGGCAGUAGUGCCAUAAGUGUCACUAAACUACCUGUGGUUAACAUUCUAAUUCAUAUGAGUGAGGAGAUGUCACUAAAAGAAUCUUAUAUUGCCAAAACAUCCUCCCUAAACUUUGAAAUGAAUCUCUCAGAGCUAUCACAUUUUAUUAAUACUAUUGAAGAUAUAUUACAGUAGUAAUAUGUUUAUUUUGUAUUCUAAAAGUGAUGGAUUGUACUUGUAAUAUAUUAUAAAU